Messenger RNA from Aphanomyces astaci, 767 nucleotides. RefSeq lists its product as hypothetical. Bases 13 to 702 code for a protein of 229 amino acids. Lineage: Eukaryota; Oomycota; Saprolegniomycetes; Saprolegniales; Verrucalvaceae. The record is from RefSeq and is a predicted model, not a curated record. Gene Ontology annotation, molecular function: protein binding. The transcript has a single exon.
GCUGACAUCAAGAUGGCACACUCCGCCUUAGAUCUGCCAUCAGCAGCAGCAGCUGAAGGAGAAGCACCUGUAACUCCUCACAACAACCAAGACGAGUGUGAUAGCACCAAGGAAACUCAAGUGGACGGCAAGAUUGACGAAGCUGACGAUGUCGCAGAUGCCCGCGAACCUGAGCAGAAGAAGCACAAACCGUUGUCGACUCCAACGAACGCGCAGCCUUCGUCCCCUUCAACUACGGAUCUCCAAGCGCUAUCCUGGGAUGGCGAUCACUGCGGUGAUCACGUUCGUCUCUCCAACAAGACGAACACGAUGGAAACCUGCAUUUUGGACCCUGAGCAAUGGAAUUGCGUUCUUGCGUCCCAAGCGGCAUCCACGUUCCGUGUGCGCCUCGACAACGUCGGUCGCGGCGGCGAUCUGUGGGUAGGCUACUGCAAAAAGGACAGCUUCGUUCCGAACGGAAGCACGAGGGGUCGAUUCUGCCAAAUCCUCCGAGCCUCCGCCGCCAACGUCACUGGUGACGAGACUAGCCAUCCAUUCGAGGACGGCGAUGUGCUGACCGUCACCCAUCACCGCGCCAACCACACGAUUCUGUUUCAAAAGAAUGGACAAGAUAUCGGCAUCGAGUACGAACAUGUGACCGACGAACCUCGGUACCCCGCCGUCGUUACAAACAGCGACCGUGUCUCGAUGACACUGCUUUAAGCUACAAAGCAAUCCAACGAUGAUUACCUUUAGCCUUGUACAAUCGAAAACCAAGGUUACAUGAC